GGGUGGAUACUGCGUGAGCUGUCAGUGGCCCUCAUAAACCCAACAACAAGAACAACAGUUUAUGCUGUUCUCAACAAUCUCCAUUACUUUGUGCUACACUUGUAUACACACUUGUUAUAUACACAUCUACACCAGGUCAAGCAGAGUGUGAGAGGCUGUGUAAGGAUCAUGACUAUUCCAAGAUAUAUAGAGUCAAAAUGGCAUGGGCAGGGUAUGGCAGUGUUAAAAUUUACAUACAAAGAUGAUGAUAUGGAGAAGCAUUCUGACAGACAAGUUGCUGAGGUGGGCAAGAUCAAAUGUUGUGUGUCCUCGCUGCACAUCAUGGAAUAUGCAAGGAAACCUUCAAUAGAUGCUGAUGAGUCUAGAGGUGAUGAAGCAUCUCAGAAUUCCAGUUCUAGUGAGCAGCAACUGCCCAGGAAAUGUUGUGAAGCAAAGAUAGAUGUUUGUCCUCCAGGAGUGUCUAAUGACAUAUGGCAGUCCUGGCUGAUGCACUGGGAGUCUUGGAAGGACAUUUAUAUUCCUUUAUCUUGGGUACAUAAAUAUCGAGAACUCUGCAGUCCAGAGUAUGUAGAAUGGCACGAUUCAUAUCUGGAAGAAUAUUCAUGGAUUAUUCCGUAUAUUGCCGAUGAAUUAGGAGACAGCGAUUGUGAACUAAUAAAUGUCAGUUACUUACAUACAGAACAAAAGGAUUUGGAUGAUGCUGUAAAUGUAAAAGAUGAAACCAUCCAAAGUGACUGUAAUCUUGGAAUAACUGAUUCUCAUGAUCAAAACAUUAGUUGUGAACUAAAUUUGUUGGAAAAUAAGUCUCAACAGUAUAAUGAAAGUGAAAAAUGUAAAAUUGCAAAAAAUAAUUUAAACUCGCUUGCAGAAGUCCAGUAUUUACAAGAAAACUCACCUGGUCAGAGUGUAGCAAAUAAAAAUAUUAAGAAGGAAGUUCUAGACUCACUUUAUGAAAAACAUUCUGAAAAGAGGUACUGGGUUCACCUUCGUAAUUUUUUGUAUACUUAUAAUUUUGAUAUUGAUGCUGAUGGUGUUAAUGAUUUCUUCCUCCAGAAUGCUGGCAUACAUUUUGAUAGAAGCAGAAUUCUUAACACUAAUGAGCAAGAAUUAGCAAAUACAGUGGCAGAUAAAAGUAGAACCAUUGAUAAUUUUGCUGAUCAAGUGGAGACUGAAUAUAAUAUAAAAAUCAGUUUACAAGAGUCUACUGGAGAGUUGGAUUAUAUAAAAACUGAAGAACAGAAUGAGGGACAUAUUCUCAACAAUGAGAAUCAAAUUCAGACCAAUGAAACUAAUGAAUUAGAAGAUAUCAAUGAUGAUGAUAUGAAGAAACAUUAUCAUAGGACAUCUUACGUAGAAAAUAAUUCAGAAAUGUGUUUGAAUGCAGCACAGUUUGAAAACAACAGCAAUAAGCUUGUGAGCAGUGAACCUACUCAGGGUGAGGACACUAAUGUUAAUUGCAAAUAUUUAAAUGUUUCUGAAACAAAUCAGUCAGAUGACCCAACCCAAGAUGAUGGAAGUGCUAUAAAGAGUCUUGUGUCAGAACAGCUUGAUCAGAAGAAAACAGAUGCAGACUUUUUUACUGAGAAACAGUCGGAAGAUGAGGCAAUGACUCAGGUAAGAUUGGAUAUUAAUGAAACCAAGGAAGAGCAAACAGUGUUUGAAAAUAGCACGUUUCCUUUUGCUCCAUCUGGCGUUAAACACAUUACGAAGAAAAAGAAGAAGAAGCAGCAGCAAGGGCUUUCCAGGCACACUGCAGGUCUUGGCUGGGCCCUAAAGUAUAUUCAGUACCAGGAUGAUGAGAUUAGACAAAAUGGGGAUGAUAACCAGUCCUUGGAAGGACCAUCCAUGUUUUCUGAGGAUUUUCAAGAAAAUGUAAACUUUGAAGCAUCAGAAGAUAUUUCAAUAAAUAAUGAGUUGUUAUUAGAUGAAAAUCGUGGCUGUAGCAGUAAUGAAGUGGAUAUGACUCAGUUUGAGGAGGAAGGAAGUAUUGAUGAAAACCUUAACAGUAGUGAAGGUGGCAGUGGCUGUGCAAUUAUCAACUUUCCUGAGAAGAAUGACCAUGUUUCUUCUGCAGAAAGUCCUGAAGAUGUUGGUGAUAAAGAUCAAACGAAAACUGGGUUAACUAGUUCGAAGAUAAUUGCUGGUGUUGGAAGAUUUGUGGCCACAAGUGUAUUACACAUCUUAGAUACGAUCUUUCCUGCUUUCCCAGUUUCAGGUGAAAUAUUCAAGCUGCCUUUUCAAGUACUGUGGCCACUAUUGUCUUCUACAGUAUUAUCCCGGGAGUCUCAGGAGCAGUCUCCUCUGUAUAAUACUGUUGAAACACUUGAAGAAAAACGAAGGAAUCAUUCUGAUAAAAAACAAAGGAAAUUGUACAAGUGGUUGCGAUCCCUGUCUUACUUUCCCCCAUCUUCUACACUAAACCCUGUGGAAGGUGUUGUGCUGACUACGUUCCAUAUACAACCUGAAGAUAGAGAAGAUCGAAGAGUUUAUUAUUCAGUGGAGAAGACUGUUGCGGAUGAUGGUACAUCAAUGUUAAAUCUCCAGGCCUUGAAUCUCCUUGAAAAUAUCCAAAUGGAAGAUUCCUUUCAAGCUUUUUCAACACACGGAGAUGACAACCAUGAAGAGUGGACUAGAACUCACAUUACUUUUGAUGAAGAAGGAAAUUUUGAAUCUUCAGCAAGCGUUAAAGGAUAUUUAAAGACACAGGAAGCAGCUAACCAUAAUCCAGAGACAACAGAAAGAUCGGCGUGGAGGGAAAUGACAGCCGAGCACCAGCUGGUCAACUAUGGAGUAACUGAUGAGUCUCCCCCACCAGAUGUUCCCCAAGAGGUUCAUAAAUAUUGGGCUCAGAGGCAUCGUUUGUUUAUCAAAUAUGAUGAAGGCAUCAAAUUGGACCAAGAAUCAUGGUAUUCUGUGACUCCCGAGUUGAUUGCUGCUCACCAUGCUAAUAGAUGCAGGUGUGAUGUGGUGGUGGAUGCCUUCUGUGGAGCAGGUGGCAAUGCUAUACAGUUAGCCAUGACUUGUAACUAUGUGAUCGCCAUAGACAUAGACCCAGUCAAAAUUGCACUUGCUCGCCACAAUGCUGCUGUGUAUGGAGUGGCUGACCGCAUUGAAUUUAUUAUUGGAGACUUUUUUCAACUUGUCCCCAGACUUAAGGCUGAUGUCAUAUAUCUUAGUCCCCCAUGGGGAGGUAUAGAGUACUUUCGUGAUGGUACAUAUGAUGUGAGGAACUUGGGUGGAGUGUUUAAUUGUGAGGAACUGUUGGCCACUGCAAGAACUAUUACUACUGACAUUGCACUCUACCUACCAAGGACCAGUAACUUGUAUCAGAUUAUUGAGCUUGCUGGUAUUGGUGGCACUGUUGAUAUAGAGCUGAACCACAUGGGGAGGAAGAAGAAAGCACUUACUGCCUACUUUGGAGACUUGGCUUAUUACUGAAGUGAAUCCACUUUAUAAAACAGUACAGAAAAGACAAACUGAGGUAAAUAUCACAUAUUGUGGCUUACAGGGUCAUUUAACCCUUGAGCGGUCCGAACGUAUAUAUACGUUCACUCGCGUAAUGCCCCAAAUUUUUUGAGAAAAAACAAAUCUUUUUUUUUAAAAGGAAAAAAGAGCAUAUGGUACCCAGGCAUCCCCAAUUAUUUUAAUAUGGCACCCAGUGAGUGUGCAAAUCCAUUCUCUCAUGUCUAGGUGACUCAGGCUUAUUGUGGCAAUGUUGAAUGAAUGACAAAGAAAACGUAUAUAUAUGUUGGGGCGCUACGCGCGUGAACGUAUAUAUAUGUUUGGACCGUUUAAGGGUUAACCUGUGAUGCAUAUGAACUUUUGGAAAAACAGCUAGGGAAUAUGUGAGGCAAAUGUAUUUUGUUCUUUGAGGCACUCUUCCUUGAUGUGUUCAGAUAAAAUGAGGUGGAUUAAAUAAAAAAAAAUAAGAAUUUGUGGGAUGGAAGUGUAGAUUAAUUUUUAUAGUAAGUGGGGGAUGUUAAUUCUUGACCAGAGUCAAGUGGGAAAGCAACCGUUAUGCAGGAAAAUUGAAAGAAAAUUCACUGCAGGUUCUAAUAUUUUUAAUUUCAAUUGUAUUAUUACAGUACAGGUAAUACAGGUACACAUUCCUUUAUCCGAAACCCUUAGGGCCAGUAGUGUUUCGAAUUUCAGAAUGAAGGUGGGGUCUAAGGCAGCACCCCAUAAUCAAACAUUAACACUGUAGCAAAAAUGUAUGAAUACUCACACUAAGUGGGAUAAAUAAACAAUACAAAUAUUACUACAGUUUAUUUAUAGAGUAAUAUAUCGAUAAAUGAAAUAAUGGAAUAAUUAUAGACCAGGAACAUGAUUGUCAGGUGAUGAAGCAGCACUUUGACAGAUGGCUGUUUUCAAGAUUUAACUGAUCACACAUUUUCAUCAUAUCAUCUAUGGGAAUUUUUUUCACCUGUGUUCACAAUGUCAUCAUCAUCACUACUAUUCUUAUGUUUAUUUGUAUUUAACACCAUUUCUUUAAAUCAUAAACAAUGGUAGUUCCAACACCAUAUUCUUCAGUAAGACGCCGCACUGACACAUCACGAUCAAGCUUCUGCAGUAACUCUGCUUUCUGUGUUAUUGAUAAUGUCAUGUUUUCUUUUCUUUUUCUCAUUGUUAUCCAUAAGGGUAUCUGCAGCUCUUUUUGACAUUUUCACAGUGAAAUUAAAGUCACAAAAUAAAAAGCAAAAACAAAAUACCAGCAAACACGUGUGAACACUAUAAGUGCUAAGACACUACUGACGCCUGCCACUCUGGCUGUCAGUGACUAACGCUCCACUCCCCAUGAAAAAACUUUCAGUUUUUCCAAACUUUUCGAAUUUCAGAUAAGGGAAUGUGGACCUGUCACAAAAUGAAUGGCA
Messenger RNA from Cherax quadricarinatus, 4871 nucleotides. Lineage: Eukaryota; Metazoa; Arthropoda; Malacostraca; Decapoda; Parastacidae. The record is from RefSeq and is a predicted model, not a curated record.